CCACGCCAUGUUUUAAAAAAUGACAAAAGUAACUACACAACCUCGGACCCGUCGCCCGCGGCCUCGGGCCGCCGCCACCGGUUCCAGCCCCACCGGAUCACCCCGAACGAGACCUUCAGGGGCAGCGUCGCCAGCGUCGCCAGCGUCGACAGGAAACCGCCACCACCACUCUGCCGCCGCCGCCGCCGCCGCCACGCCUCGUAGCGCUCGCGCUCGCGCCGGUCCACCAACCGCUCGGCCCGCGCGCGCUCCGCGUCCACGGCUUCCCGGCCCUCGGGCGUCUCCAGCAUGCGCCGGAACUUGGCCUCGAGGUCGGGGUCGUCAAAUUCAUCAUCAGAGAUGCCGCGCUCGUCGUCCGAGGAGGACGACGACGAGGACGCGGACGACGACGAGGCGUCGGCCUCCGCGGCGGCGUCGUGCGGCGCGGCGGCGGCGUACGAUGCGCCGUUCGCGUGGCCGUUCGGGCUGCCCGCGGGCGGCGCGGGCGGCUUGGCCACGACCCAGCGGCUCUCGCCGCUCUCCGCAUGGUACAGGUAGGGGUGGCCGGUGGCCGGGUCGACGUAUUCGACCCAGCCGUCCUCCAUCGGCGCCGCGGCGGCGCCCGAGCAGUGAGCAGGCUCGUCCCAAGCGGCAGCGGCAGCGGUGCUCCGCUCCGAGCGCGGCGCGCGCGAGAGGCUGCCUCUCUUGCUGCGCACAAGUGCUUGGCUGCCCGGACCUCGCCCGAGCCGGGGAGUGCGCAAAAUCGAUGCGCUCGGCGCUCGGGCGC
Pelagomonas calceolata is the source of this 766-nucleotide messenger RNA. Lineage: Eukaryota; Pelagophyceae; Pelagomonadales; Pelagomonadaceae. The record is from the annotation of a GenBank genome assembly.